This is a messenger RNA of Zea mays, 1523 nucleotides long. RefSeq lists its product as uncharacterized. Gene Ontology annotation, molecular function: ATP binding; protein serine/threonine kinase activity. Gene Ontology annotation, biological process: protein phosphorylation. NCBI's taxonomy places the organism in Eukaryota, Viridiplantae, Streptophyta, Magnoliopsida, Poales, Poaceae. The record is from RefSeq and is marked validated.
ACAUAGGUGCCGGACUCGUCCCAGCGAAGAACCGGACGAGCGAGCAAGAGGCCUCCUCCUCAAGCUUCGAAUCCUCCCCUUCCGCGCUUUCCCUCCCCCUCCUCCUCCUCCCCUUUCCAGUCCCCACCCCAGCGAAGCUUCCAAAGCCGCCCCAACCCCAACGGCCGCCCGGCCCGAUCGAGCAGACAGCUGCCGCGGCCCUCCCCGCCCCGCACGCGACCUCGGAGCCAUGGAGAAGUACGAGCUGCUGAAGGACAUCGGCGCCGGCAACUUCGGCGUGGCGCGGCUCAUGCGGAACAAGGAGACCAAGGAGCUGGUCGCCAUGAAGUACAUCCCCCGGGGCCAAAAGAUCGACGAGAAUGUGGCGAGGGAGAUCAUCAACCACCGCUCGCUGCGCCACCCCAACAUCAUCCGGUUCAAGGAGGUGGUGCUGACGCCGACGCACCUGGCGAUCGUGAUGGAGUACGCCGCCGGCGGCGAGCUGUUCGACCGGAUCUGCAACGCCGGGAGGUUCAGCGAGGACGAGGCGAGGUACUUCUUCCAGCAGCUGAUUUGUGGCGUCAGCUACUGCCACUCCAUGCAAAUCUGCCACCGAGACUUGAAGCUGGAGAACACGCUGCUGGACGGCAGCCCGGCGCCUCGCCUCAAGAUCUGCGACUUCGGUUACUCCAAGUCGUCGCUGCUGCACUCGAAGCCCAAGUCGACGGUCGGCACGCCGGCGUACAUCGCCCCCGAGGUGCUCUCCCGCCGGGAAUACGACGGCAAGACAGCCGAUGUGUGGUCCUGUGGAGUCACUCUUUAUGUGAUGCUGGUCGGUGGUUACCCUUUUGAGGACCCAGACGACCCAAAGAAUUUCAGAAAGACGAUCGGGAGGAUCAUGUCAAUCCAAUACAAGAUACCAGAGUAUGUGCACGUGUCGCAAGACUGCAAGGAGCUGCUUUCAAGGAUCUUUGUUGCAAACUCUGCAAAGAGAAUAACGAUCAGGGAGAUCAGGAACCACCCCUGGUUCCUGAAGAACCUGCCCAGAGAGCUCACGGAGGCUGCGCAGGCCAUGUACUACAAGAAAGACAACAGCGCCCCGACCUACUCCGUCCAGUCCGUGGAGGAGAUCAUGAAGAUCGUGGAGAAGGCGCGGACGCCGCCUCCUUCCUCCACCCCCGUGGCUGGCUUCGGUUGGGCGGAGGAGGACGAGCAGGAGGACAGCAAGGAUCCAGACGAGGAACACGAGGACGGCGAGGACGAGUACGAGAAGCAGGUGAAGCAAGUCCACGCCAGCGGGGAGUUUCAUCUCAGCUGCUGAGGGUUUUCGCCGGCCUGCUAGUCUGUGGUACCAGCCGAUGAUGGACCUGCUAGUCUGUGGUCUUGUUUUCAAGUUUUCUUUCAUUUUUUUCUUUCUUUUGCUGUGGUGCCGCAUGACUGCAACAGUUGUAAAUUAUUGAAGGGGGUUCCAGCGUUGCCCUUGUAUUGACUCAUUCAAGCUAGCAUGGGGAACAUAAUUAUGGAAUAAAACAGGUCGUUGAGCA